Molecule: messenger RNA, 943 nt
Organism: Arachis duranensis
Lineage: Eukaryota; Viridiplantae; Streptophyta; Magnoliopsida; Fabales; Fabaceae
Exons: 2
Coding region: 229-702 (157 amino acids)
Source: RefSeq, a predicted model, not a curated record
UUCCCUAAGCACACAGGUUUUUGCAAAAAAAGAUUACAACUUUAUAAUAAUGUUGAGAAAAAUAUUAUGUGGGUUUGUUUCAAAUCUGCAGCUUUGAAACUAUGGAGCUGUGAAUUUCUGAACUGCAAUGCUCGUAGCAGGACAGUGAAGUGGGAAUCUCCAUUUUAAAAACAUUGAGCAUUUUGGAUCUUUUAUUGAAGCUAAUAGGAAGAAGAUAAGGCACAAUCAAUGGAAGGUAUCAAGAUCAAGAAUGGAGAAGAACUAAUCAAAGUAGGAACUACAGGCACAAUCAGUUCACUGAUGAUGAAAGAAUUGGAUCAAAACUCUGCUGCACCAAACCAGCAGAUACCUUCUUCGCUAAGUAAGCCUCAACAACUCUCAACUUCGGUUGCAGCCGGAAAUCCUGGGAAACAACUACAACCAAGGAAGUCAUUAGAUGAAGCCAGCAGCAGCGGAAGCUCUGGGAUUGCCUCGAAAACAAGACUGAAUGGUAGGCAUAAUAGACAUCGAAUACCAAUGCUAAAUUCGGAUGGUUUUCCGGCAGAGAGAACUUCGAUUAAGCAUAGAAAUAAUAAGAAGAGAUCCAACAUUGUUGAAGUGGUGGACAUUAAAUGUGGCCAUCCCAAUAAAGCUUGGGGUAAUCCUAUAUCGAAUUCGCUCAAGAAGCUCGGAUUCUCAAAGCUUUCAGAGAGCAUUGUCUAGAAGCUUGCAACACUUUGUCUGAGACCAAUACUGAUUGAUGUGAUUCGAGCCGGCUAAAGUACUCGAUUUCUUGCUUUGUAAGAAACCCAAUUAUUCCUAUAGUGCCUAUGAUUUUGCAAGGAGGAAAUUCAGCAAUUUCUGUUGUGUAAAGGAGAAUGAAGAGUCUUCUGAUUGAGGAAGGGUGGAACAUGCAGAUUGUAAGGCAUUUUCUUAGGUUUGGUAACAUUUAGUUUCAUAUGAA